Molecule: messenger RNA, 1626 nt
Organism: Camelus dromedarius (Arabian camel)
Lineage: Eukaryota; Metazoa; Chordata; Mammalia; Artiodactyla; Camelidae
Gene: PPP1R11
Product: protein phosphatase 1 regulatory inhibitor subunit 11
Exons: 3
Coding region: 169-549 (126 amino acids)
Cellular component (GO): nucleus
Molecular function (GO): protein phosphatase 1 binding; protein serine/threonine phosphatase inhibitor activity
Source: RefSeq, a predicted model, not a curated record
CCCAGGGGUGGGGCAGCGGAGGCCCGGGAGGAGGGGGAAAAAAGAAGGUGGAGGAUCCUGGCUACUAAUCUGAACUGAUACCGAUUCUCUUAGACCUCAGAGACUCAGAAAAGAGAGAAGGGUGUCUCAUCCCCCUUCCUCCCCUCCUCCCUCUCCUCAGCCUUAGCCAUGGCUGAGGCAGGGGCCGGGCUGAGUGAGACCGUCACUGAGACAACGGUUACCGUGACAACCGAGCCCGAGAACCGGAGCCUAACCAUCAAACUUCGGAAACGGAAGCCAGAGAAAAAAGUGGAAUGGACGAGUGACACUGUGGACAACGAACACAUGGGGCGCCGCUCAUCAAAAUGCUGCUGUAUUUAUGAGAAACCUCGGGCCUUUGGCGAGAGCUCCACGGAGAGUGAUGAGGAGGAAGAGGAGGGCUGUGGUCAUACACACUGUGUACGGGGCCACCGCAAGGGACGGCGUCGUGCAACCCCGGGACCAAGCCCCACCACCCCUCCCCAGCCUCCUGACCCCUCCCAGCCCCCUCCAGGGCCAAUGCAGCACUAAAUUCCUCUCUCCCCCACCAUUCCUGUGUUUGUCUGGUCCUGAAUGUAUUCAUGUGGCUACCUGGGGACUAAACCCAGGGUUUGAUACCUUCUCAAGCCCCCUCCUCCCCUCUCCUCUGCCUGAUAGAAGGAAGAGGAAGAGAAGGGUGAACAGAGAUCCUGGAAUUCUGACUUGCUGCUAUUCCAGAACCCAGACUUAUGGGUUCCCCCAGCCCUCAUUUCUCCUUGCAAUACUCAGCAUCCUCUCUCCAGGGAUCCAGGCAUCUUGGUCCCAGUCUCUCCCCUUUGUUCUCACUGCCAAACUGCCUGUCCUGGGAUCCCGUUAUCUUGCCCCCUUGCACUCUCUACUUGAGUCCCAAACACUUCAGUUGGGUUUCCAGCAGCCCCAGCUUUCACUGCCAGGGUCCUAGUCAGAUUCCAGGCAAUCUUGCCCCAACUGUGCUUGUUAAUCCUGGCUUAGCGCUCUUCCACUAAUGUAUUUAUGUCACCCUAACUCGUAGUCCUUGCCUGUGGGAUGUGAGGUCUUACAGGAGACCUCAAGUCUCCUAGCCCUUUCCCUCCUCUUCUGCCCACUCCUUCUGCCCUUAAGAGGAGUUAGGAGAGAGAGAGAGGUCUUUGUCAUUCUCACCUUUAAUGGGAAAUGGAAAAAGAAAUAGUCAUGUCCUCUCUCCUCACCCUUCUCAUGUGAUCUAGGGUUUCUGACGGAGCUGGCUUCAGGACUGGUCACUUAGAGCCAACUAUCUCCUUAGCAUUUGGUCUUCCAGCUUAGGAGACAGAUCCAACAUGGUCCCAGGGGCCUGGGUCCCUGGGAAAGGAAGGAAAGGGGAAGGAGCGAAGAGAUGGGGGUAGGUCGCCUCCACUGCACUCUUACUCCUUCCUUCCUAGGCUUUGAUGUCUCACCAGCCCAGAUGUCCAGCUCUCUGGCCCUCCCCUCCCCUUACUGGGAUCUGGAUGUCAUUUUCCAGGCUUCUUGCCAUGCAGAAUUGCAGAGAUCAGUCAAAUCCAUACCACCACUGAGAUCUCAUUUAUUGCCACAGAUGCACAAAAUAAAUAACCCAACAUCAUAAAACGUGUUAAA